AGACGACCCAACAGCGAGUGACACCGAAUUGAAGGAACACUGUUGAUCUGUGAUACAAAGCAACACGGCUCUCUGAAUUUCCGGGCUUCAAUGUGCCUCCGAUUAGGGGAGGAAUGCUGCGUUGCAGUCGACGUCGUGGUCGGGAGAUAACAGCGGGAGAGUUGCGUCUGUCAGCGCUUAUCACGAGAGCAUUAUUAAUUAUCUGAGCAAUUAUCUGUUACAUGCAACCGCUCGGUAGCUGGAUAAACUAUCAUAUACUGGAGUAAAUAACACCUUCUCUAUCCUGUGUACUGCUCAGUUGUUCACAGGAUUAGGAAGAUUUUCCAUUGCUUGCAUGAUACAGGCAUAGUAGAACCCUCUAUCCUGGGUACUAGUGAGGGUUUUCCAGGAUAGAGGGUUUUAAGUAAAGGCAGCGUAAAAACUUCUCUAUCCUGUGUUCUGCUCAGUAGUGGCACAGAGACAGAUGUCCAUUCCUUGGACCAGAGCAGGAUAACUGUUCUGAAAUGGUCACAUGAUCUCCCUCGGAUUCUCUAUCUCACAGUCUCUCUCACUCACUCCUGCCCCCUCCUCCUGCUUCACUUUCUCUCUCCUUCCUCCUCCUUCCUCCUCCUCUCAAUCGCCGUCGCUCUGACUUGUCCGCUGUGUUUACCCGUUGGUGAACGGGGCUGACUGCUGGCCGCCUGCUCCGUCACUGGUUGGGUUUUCUUUCCGAGCAUGUGAGGAAAAGAAGAUAAUAUUUCCCCCUUGUGCUGAACGGGAGCUGGACGCGAUGCCUUCUGCUGUCUCCACCCUCGCUAAUGCCUCUCCUCCAUAAUCACACCUUCUGGCUUCCAUCUGACGGAGCCGUCAAUCGGCUGUAACCUAAGCUCCCGGAGAGCGAGCGGAGCGGAGGGCAACAUGUACUCCCUGGAUGACUUCGGUGAGCAGAGCAUCUGCCAGGCCCGGGCCUCCGUCAUGGUGUACGACGACGCCAGUAAGAAAUGGGUUCCCAUCAAGCCGGGGCAGCAGGGCUUCAGCCGCAUCAACAUCUACCACAACACCACGAACAACACCUUCAGGGUGGUGGGCGUCAAGCUGCAGGACCAGCAGGUGGUCAUCAAUUACUCCAUCGUCAAAGGCCUCAAGUACAACCAGGCCACGCCCACCUUCCACCAGUGGCGGGACGCACGCCAGGUGUACGGCCUGAACUUCGCCAGCAAGGAGGAGGCCACCACCUUCUCCAACGCCAUGCUGUUCGCCCUCAACGUGCUGAGCUCGCCUGACGGGGGAGGAGGUCCUGUUCAGGUCCAGAGGCAGAAUGGUCCGUCCUCUGAGGACAGCGAGGCACAAAGGAGGAUGCUGGAACAGCACCAGAUGCAGGCGCACAAGGAGAGAGAGCGCAGGACGUCAGGAUCAGUCGUCUCCACUCUCCAAUAUAAAGUCGCCACCCCCCCCACCCACCCUGACACUCCGCCCGGGUACAGACACUACAGGGCUAGCACCCUGCCGCCCUCCUACGUGCGCGUGGCCUCCUCCUCCUCCUCCCCCCCCCUGUCCUCUGCCUCCUCCUCUCCCUCCCAGGAGAGGGAGGCCUCCAGGGACACGGGGCAGCUGUCCUCCCAGCUCUCCACCUCCCUGGCCUCCGCCUUCUCCCCCGUCCAGGGCGGGGUCGGCACCCAGGGCCGGCAGGUCCGCCAGAUCCCCCUGUCCCCUCCCACCAUCGCCCGCCACUUGCACCACCAACAACAACAACAACAACAACAACAACAACAACAGCUGUAUCAACAGCAACAGGAGAUCGUUCUCCCGCCCAAACACGGCACCUGGUCCGCCUCCCACAUGUCCCACAUGUACGCUCAGAUGCAGGCCGCCGCCGCCGCCCAGUCCCCCCCGGUCAUGAUGGCCAUGCCCGGGAAGCAGGCCCCGCCCCCGCAACCCGCCCCCCCGGUGGCCCUGCCGCUGCCCCCGCUGAGCUCCAGGCCCAAGCCCCCCCCCAUCGACACCAGCCUGGCCUCCCAGCAGUACGCCCAGCACCUGACCCCCCAGUCCAACGGCCUGCCCGAGGAGUACUACUCCCCCCACUCCCACCACCUGCCCGUCACCCCGCACUACUGCGAGGCCGUGCCCAUGCCGCCCCUGACUGGCUCUCCGGCCCAGGCCCCGCCCCCUCAGGCCCCGCCUCCUCAGGCCCCGCCCCCUGGCCAGUACCCCUCCAGCUUCCAUCCUCAACAGCAAAUGCAACAACAACAACAACAACAACAACAUCAGCUACAACAGCAGCAGCAGCAGAUGUACCAUCAACAGCAGCAGCUGUACCAGCAGCAGCAGCAGGUUUACCAGCAGCAGGCUCUGCCCCCCUCCUCCUCCUCCUCACCCCCCUCUUACACUUACGUGUCUGAUGGGGGCUCGCCCAAGAAGGCCCCCUCCCCGGUGCCCCAGCAGGCCCCAGGGGCCCGCAGCAGUCCCCCUGUCUCCGCAGGUCACCCGGCGUCCAUGCUGUCCGUAGCCCCCCCCCCUGCCCCCGUCCUACCGCCCAUGGCCGGACCGCCCGCCCCGCCGCCCCCUCCGGGGCCCCCGCCCCCUCCCAUGGCGGUGCCCCCGCCCAUGCCCCCUCCGCUGCCCGCCGGCGGAGGCCCUCCCGGGGGCCCGCCCGGGCUCAUGCAGCCCGCCGGGCUCGCCGCCGCGCUGGCCGGCGCCAAACUACGUAAAGUGCAGCGCGAUGAGAGCAGCCCCCCGGGGUCGGGCGGCUCCCGGAGCGACUCCAACCGCUCCAGCGGCGGCAGCGGGGGCGGAGGGGAGGGGCUGAUGCAGGAGAUGAACGCCCUGCUGGCUCGGAGGCGGAAAGCAUCAGAGAAACCUGAUGAAGACGACUCCGGCGGUCGUGGACAGAAUUCUACAGAUGCCCUGAAGAAGCCGUGGGAGCGGUCUAACUCGGCUGAGCGCUCCUCGCUGGUGUCUAGAGUGAGGCCUGUCGGCAGCUCCAGUGAAGCAGACACAGAGUUCGACAGAAUGAAGCAGGAGAUCCUGGAUGAGGUCGUACGUGAAUUGCAUAAAGUUAAAGAUGAGAUCAUCAAUGCCAUUAGACAAGAGAUUGGCAGAAUCAGCACGUCCUAGUGUCUCCUGAACACCAGUGGGAGGAGCCAGAGGAUCGGCAGACAGUCACAGACCUCAGGAAUGUUUCCCGCCAUGUUUCUGUGACGCCAUGUUGAACAGUCACUGAGCCGUGAUGGAAGUUACAGAAAUGCUGCGCCAAACAUUUCUCAAUCUGCCGCAGAACAGAGGCAUGAGGAAGCAGUGGAAACAGAGCAACGAGACGAGACGAGGACAUCGAGGGAGAGGAAAGUGAAACGUGUGAGGGAUGUGCAGGUGUGUGCGAAAGGACUUGGCUGAGAGGGGGAAUAUGGUGGCGGUCUGACACUCGCACUGAGUUUGGUUUUGUCACCCGCUCCGCGAGAGACCGAGAGACUCCGUCAGCCUAGGGUCGCAAAGCUAUUCUUUUCAGUCAUAAGAAAAAACACAAACAUUUUUCUAAGUUUUUACUGUUUUAUUUAAAAAUGCUGUGAUGAUGAUGAUGAUGUUGCAAUUAAUGACAAUGAUAAUUUGAUUGAUAUUGUAGGAGAAACCACCCUUGCACAUACUUUGUCAGCCUUUUAUAUUUUCAACUGUUUCUAUUUAGUUGUCCCGUAGUCAAACCUUAAAGGAACAAAAAGCACAAUACGGGCAGACAAGGUGUUUCAGACGCACCUGUCCAGUUUUCAAACGCCGUUGCGAUGGCCUUGUUCAUAUUGACAUGUGGUUCUAUCCUACUCAAAAAAUGUUGGGUGCCAUGUAGCUGAGUAUCUCAUUUGAUCCAGAAAUGGAUCUUUAGAUAAUCCCCUGCGUCCAAGGUCAACAAUAAAACCAGAAUAACUGGAUCUCCCAUUCCAGUCCAGUCCUGCUCCAGUGUGAUCCAGGCAUCACGCGGAAUCAGGUUGAAUCAGGCUGAAUCAGGUGUCUGUGUGGGGGGGUCAGAGCAGCUGAGCGGAUGGGGGGGGGGGGGGGGGGGGGAUCAUUCAAAAACAGGCCCAUAACUGUAAAUGUGCCACCUCUUUUUUGCCUAGAUAUUAAACAAUGUAGUUGUAACUAUUAGUCACCCUAUGCUUUGUGAACCUUCCAGAUAUGCAUGAAACCCCUCACUAUAAAUUAGUUUUUCAUUGGGUUUAUUAAAGAAGGAUUUGAGGAGAUAGAACGGUCCUCGGUGGUACACUUACCAUUGUGGUUUGUUUCCUGAGGAUGCCCCUUUCUCUAUACAGAUGAAGUAUCUUGAACAACGGUAGCUGUUUAAAAUGUAAUAGGUGGUGCUGGCAACAUAGAAAUGUGAUGGCUUGAAAUGUGCAGAAGGGGUAGUGGUACGUGACAAUGGCUAAAUGUCUGUCUGAAGAGAGUCGUCAAUUGAAUUGAUGGGUUGUGGUUUCAUUCUAUCUGCUCGCCAAUACCCCUCAAAGUCUUGGAAGUGAACUCAUUCAAACAAAAACAAUAUACCUGUCAACAAUUAA
Messenger RNA from Gadus morhua (Atlantic cod), 4514 nucleotides. It is a transcript of the gene evla, whose product is annotated as Enah/Vasp-like a. Gene Ontology annotation, molecular function: SH3 domain binding; profilin binding. Lineage: Eukaryota; Metazoa; Chordata; Actinopteri; Gadiformes; Gadidae. Gene Ontology annotation, biological process: actin polymerization or depolymerization; positive regulation of actin filament polymerization. The record is from RefSeq and is a predicted model, not a curated record.